ACCUGCCAUAUGCAGGUAUCUCAUUGUUUUGUCUUUAUUGGGUGGCAGAAUUAGGUUCUGUAUUUGUGCUGCUCUUCUGCUAGUGAUCUUUUCUACAGCUGUCUGAAAAGAGGACUUUACGUGCUUUUGGUGGGGAUUCUUAAAAACUAGAAUGACAUCAUGGGGAAAUCUGUGGAGAUGGUGCCCUGGCCUGUGGGAACAGAACAGCAGGAGUGUGGACAAAGAAAUGCAAAGUAACAGUAGUGCACAGUAACUGUUAAUUAACAGUAACUGUUAAUUAACAUUUGCAACCUCUGCCCUCCCCAGGCUGGGUACCCCAUUCCUGCAGUUCCCACCUGUGGAACGGAGUUGGUGCCAGCUAUCCUCAACCUUCCUUACAGCUGGCAAAGCUAUGGCACAGCUCCAGAACUGCUCUGUGUGAAGUUCUGAUGGAUUUGGUUUAAAAUGACUGCUUGAAAUGGUCCUUGCUUGGUUGUAACAUCAGAUUAGGACUUCUGGUGUCUGCAAGGCUUGACCCUGCAUGCCAAAGCAGGAUUUAAUGGUAAAAAAAUCAAAUAACUAAAGCCAGUGAGCUGGUUCUUAGGUGUCAGACCAAAAGCCUAUAAACACUGUCACUUAUUGUAUGCUCGCUGCCAAAGUUCAUGCAAAUUACCUUCUAAUACCUGUGAUGGAGUCCUAGUUAAUCAACUUCUAGCCUAGUGUUUGGCAAUUAAAUUUAGAGGGCUUUUAGGGUGAGGUUGAUGUGCAUUCCAUUUAUAAAGUAGUUCAUCUCAGCCAAUGGUACUGCUGCUUUUGAGUAGCUAUGACAGCUAUAAAUGGACAGUUUGUUCCAAAGUACAGAGGAGUUUGGGAACUGUCUCACUGGCUACUGGCACUGCUAUUUGCCAGUACGUGCUGCUGGGUGUAUCUCCAUCCACCACUGGCCCCAGCCAUGGAGCCAGCUCUAUCCAGUGACCAGUGCACCCUCCAGCCACGAGCGGCCAGUGUCUCCAGCAGAAUGUGUGGGCAAUGGUGUCCAAGGCUUUACUGCAGUCCAGCUGGACAGACACCAGCUCUACAGCCUUUCCCUCGUCCAGGUGGGUCACCUUGUUGGAGAAGGACAUCGAGCUGGCCAAGCAGGGCCUUCCUUCCAUAAACCCACACUGACUGGGUCUGAUGCCCCGCUUAUUGCACAAGUGUCACUUGGUGCUGGAGAUGAUCUGCACUAUGACCUUCCUCAGCACCAAAGUCAGGCCUGUAAUUCCCUGGAUUCUCUUCCUGGGCCUUCUUGUAGCCCUCUUCCAGCUGCCUGACAACUACUUUGUAUACCUGCCUCAGAACAAAAAUUUACACACACUUUUUUCACUCUUACUCUUCCCCUUUCCUACCAAAAAAAAAAAAAUCAGUGUUGUAUGUUGUUCAAAAGGCAUAAAGUGAAAUUUACCAUAACCUGCUUCUGCUCAUCCAGCCCCAGAGUUGGCUUUUAAGGUGACAGAGCAUUUCCCAGUAUUGGGCUUUGUUUGCACUUAUUCUCUGUGCUUGGAUGCUUUGGGCUGUGGUUUCUCCGUGUCAACAAUGUGGUAGUUCAAGACCUCAACUUCCUACUGCAGACACUGUAUGUUUUUGUAGGUGCAACUUUGUCAUCUUAGCAACAGGAACUGCAAGAAAUGACAGAGAUGAAGUGAGCUGAGAGGCUGUGCUGCUUUAGGGACCUUUGCCUCUGAUAGAUGGUUGAUGAAGAUGCACUGUAAAAAGUGAGCUCAUGUAAUAGGCACUGAUAAAAUGUUAAUUAAACCACAGGUACAACUGGCACAGCUGAUUUCCAAAGGGACCUCUGGUUUUGGAAUUGGAAUCUGAAGUUUUAGUGGUAGGUUUGAAUUUAUCUAAGUCAUUUGUCAGUCAAGUCGGGGGGUAUCUACCUAGUUGAAUCAUUCUUGGAUAUGAAAUAGGAUGCAGACUUUACCAUAGGGUCCGUUUUCUUCUAAAAUAUUUUAAAUACUGAUAACUUCAGGACACAAUGCUUAAAAAACUACUGGUUAUUAAUUUCUGAGACAUUCAUAGUUUUUGUGCAUUGCAGAAUGAAAAACCCAGAUCUGCUUCGUAGCCAUUUCCACUGGAAACUACCAGAAGACAAAAUCCCUCAGGAGAGUAGAUAGCCCUAAGAUUAGAGCUGCUGCUUUUCUGUGCUGGGGAAAUAAUUUCUGGAGAUUGUAGCUUCAAUUACAUCUUGCUGCUAGCAGGGCCAGCAUGCCAGGGCAGUCAGCAGCUCCAUGGGACUCUGGUCUCAGGAGAAUGGAAGAGUGACUCCAGAGGAAAUGAGUCUUUAUCUGCUUUUUCUCCUCUGAUACAACUUGCAGGAGCUGCCCUUUGCAGUCUGUGUCUGAUCAACAUCUCUGACAAUAUCAGAACUGUGGAUGAAAUAUGAGCUGCAAAACUCUGUUGACCUUAGGGAUCUUCGGCUGAUGGGUGGAACACUGGGAAGCUCAGGUUUGGUCUAUAAUCUAAUCUGUGGUCAUCUUGAUAGCUAAAAUUUGAUUACUGCAAAAUGCAUUUUCUAUAAAGAAAAUUGUCAGAAGAUGCUGUACAUUUUUCAAGGCAGCUUUCUAACAUGCAUUGUUGAAAAUCAUUUCAGCUGAAAAUCAGGAUGUAUUCAUCAGGGUAUUGUUUUCUGUACCUGAAAACUGUAAAAUAUUUGAGUGAAACUGUAAAAGCAGUCAGAGAAUCUCAUCAUUUUAAUUGCAGAGUUUCUGCUUCUAGCAGGAAAUGUACAGCGUGUGACAAUUCAGCUUUGUAAGGAGAUCAAUAGAACAGAUUAGUUCAGUUUUUACCGAGGUUGCAAAUACUAGAGAGAUAGUGGGAUCAUGGUUUGUAAACCUUAAACCACACUUUCCUGCACAACAGUCUGCAAAUAUAUUCUCCUCUGUAAAGCAGAUAUGUGAUUUUCAGCUGCAAGGAACUUCUUUUUUCACAGGAACUACAUGAAUGUUGUUUACUUGAUCGUGCAUCCCAUGUUGCCCUCUGGUUUGUGCUUGAGUGAUCAACUGUUUUGUGAAGCAGGGCUUGUCAUGAGCCAUUGUGUGACUCUUCAUGUGUUUGGGGCCAGACUUCAGCCAGAAAUGGAGACCCCAGAUCUGUUAAGGAAUUGUGUGGUGUGCAAAUGCGAGCUGUGGAGAAGGGAACCCAGAAUGCUCCCCUGCCUCCAUUCCUUCUGCAAGGACUGCCUUCCAGAUUUGGUUCAAGGAUAUUGCUGUAUUCCCACUGAGUAUGAAGUUCUCUAUGAAGGUAUCCUUUCCUGCCCUGUGUGCAAACAGACCUGCUUUGCAAGAGAUGUAGUUGAGAAUUUCCUCCUCAAGGACUUUCCCAUUGGUGAUUCAGCUAUGGCAAAGAGCUGCUCCACGUGCAAAGAGAAGAGACCUGCCCACAGUCUUUGUACAAGAUGCAAUAAGUGGCUGUGCAGCUCGUGUACAGAGGAACACAGACAUGGCCAGGAACCUGGGGAGCGCUUCCUGCCUGUGUCCCUGAAAGGCUGCACAGCAGCAGAAGAUGAAGCAAGGGAAUUCUCCUUGUUCUGUCCCGUGCACCCUCAGGAGCCACUGAAGGUGUUUUGUGAGACCUGUGACACUCUCACCUGCUGCAGCUGCCUCCUGUCAGAGCACAGGGAACACAGGUUCAGGCAUCUUGAUGAAGCUCUGCAAAAUCAGAGAAUUAUCCUGGAGAAUGUCAUAAGUAAGGUGGAGGAGAAAAAAAAUGGGAUUCAGGUUUCAGCCAAACAGAUUGAAGACAGGUUGCAUGAAGUAAAACAUCUGUACAAAAAGGUGGAAAACCAAAUAAAAAUGGCCAAGAUGGUUCUGAUGAAUGAAAUUGAUAAACGAACAAAUAUCCUCCUUGAACAACUGGAAAAAAUCACCAGCGAGAGGAAGCAGAGGCUGGAGCAGCAACUGCAAGGUGUUGUGGUUUUAGGCAGACAGGUAGAACACGUCCAGAACUUCAUCAGCUGGGCUGUGUGUAGCAAAAAGACCAUCCCAUUUCUCUUCAGUAAGGAACUGAUUGUGUUCCAGAUCCAACGCUUGCUAGAGGCACGUUGUAACACAGACACAGGCCCUCCUCUGAAAAUCAGAUUCACUUGGGAUCCCUCCUACUGGACUAAGCAACUCUCCAAUUUGGGGGGUUUCACAAUGGAAGGUGGUCACCUUUCUCACCCAGAUGUGCUACUCUGUGGAAAUAUUCAGGGGUUACAACCCUCUCUGUACCGUGGGCACCACUCCCCAGCCUCACAGCUGGAGAGCAGCCAGCCACACCAGUUCCCACCUGCAAUCCAGUGUUCUGCACCCGUGUGCUGCUCCCAGUGCCUCAGCAUCCCUCACCCAAACAAAGUCCAGCCUUCUUACCAAGACAUGAACCACCAUAAGAGCUUCCACCAGCCUCCUGCACUUCAUCAGCAGCACUUCCCUCUGCAGUACAGCCUGCAGCACCAGGACAGAGAGCCACAGGGAGCUUCCCAGCCUGUGAAGAUCCUGCAGGCUGGGCUGGAGCAGCAGCCACGCUCAGAGCCCGAGAAGGUGUCUGGGAGGGUGGGAAAGCCCUUCCCACCCCAGCAGCUGCAGCAGGGCUGUGCUAGUGUGUCCCAGGAGACUCAGCAGGUUCACACAAGCCCCCCACAGGCUUCUCUGCAGACAUCAGCUGUGGGAGUGCAGCUGGGGCAUCUCCAGAAGAUAAAAUCUGACCAGAUGCUGCAGCCACCCCCGCAGCAGCAGCAGCUGCCCCUGACAUCCCCGCCGCCCGGGCACGAAGAGAGCACCCAUGAGCAAGUCAUCCAGCAGAGCCUGGACAUCAUGCACCACCAGCUUGAGCUGGAGGAGAUGAAAAAGGAUCUGGAGCUUCUCCUGCAGGCCCAGGGACAGUCCAGCUUGCAGCUGAACCAAGCCAAGCCACCUCAGCAUGUUCAACAAACUAUAGUUGGUCAGAUCAACUACAUAGUGAGGCAGCCAGCCCCAGCUCAGCAACAAGUCCAAGAUGAAGCACAAGUCUGUGAGAGCUCCACAGAAGCUGAUGCCCAGAAGCCUGUAAUUUCUCUGGACAAAAGUGACAGUCCCUCCCUGUCACAAUCAUUGCAUGAAGAAACCAAUGUCAGGAGCCACUCCCCUGAGAGCACACUGCAGCAACCAACUUUCCAUCAUGAGAGAAAGCAUCCAGCAUCCUUAAGCUUUGUGAGCUUUCCAAACAGUACAGAAAUGGAGUUAUCUCCAACAAGGUUAUCCAACUCAUCUGACCCACAGGGGAAAGGUGCAGCUGCUGUGACACUUGGCCCGUCCCCAGAUGCCCUCUGUGACUCUGACACUGCACCAGGGCCCCUGCCCAGAUACAGCCUGGCCCUGGGCAGGGCUCCCAGUGACCCGAGCACGGGGGUUCCUGCUGGCCCUACACCAGGUGAUGCAUUUCAGGGAGACACCAAAUGCAAGCUAGAAAAUGAAGACCUCAGUCCUGUGGAUUGUAUUCUAGAAAACAGCUUGGCUACUGCUGGGCAAGAGGUAGUUAAUGAAUUAACUCUUUCUAUGCAAAAAGUGAUGGAAGAACCGAUUAAUCUUUCAAUCAAAAAGUCUCAGCAUUGCACUUCUCCUUCUGAACCGCUCAGCAACACUUCUUUCCUGCCUGUGAAUGCCAGAAUGAGACAACCUAGAAGCAAAGAAGAUUCCAAUAACUAUGAAAAAGAACAUUUUGAAAUGGAUAUGAAAAGCAAUCAGAAUGUCAGAGCUGCCCCUAAGGAGCAGAAGAUCCCCUAUGUGCGCCUGGAACGUCUGAAAAUAUCUGCCUUGGAGGUGGGGGAGCUCCCGGUCUUUAAGCUCCAGCCACAGGACAAGGAGCAGGAGGGCAAUUUCCUCCUGGUAAUUGAGUGUGGGACACGGUCCUCAAGCAUGUCUAUAAAAAUAAAUAAAGAUAGUCCAGCUGAAGGACAGAAGUCCAAAGAGAAGAACUCAGAGGACAGGAGGUGUCUCCUCUCCCAGGCUGCAGGACAGACACAAUCUCCAUCUGUUGAGCAGAAGCUCAGCAACGGCAUCUCCAGCAUGAAAAAAUCCCCAGUUACUCAGGAAGUCAGUCCAAUUGAAAAUGAGGAUUUCUGUGCUGUGUGUCUUAAUGGAGGAGAGCUGUUGUGCUGUGAUCACUGCCCCAAGGUCUUCCAUCUCUCCUGCCAUGUUCCAGCCCUGCUCAGCUUUCCAGUGGGAGAAUGGGUAUGCUCGCUGUGCCGUAAUCCAGUGAAGCCAGAGGUGGAAUAUGACUGUGAAAAUACACGCUACAGCCACAGCUACAAUGCACAAUGUGGCCUUGGUGACUGUGACCAGAAGAAGUGUGAAAAGCUGGUGCUUUCCCUGUUCUGCAGCAGUAUGAGCCUCCCGUUCCAUGAACCUGUCAGUCCCCUGGCUCAGCAUUAUUAUCAGAUCAUCAAAAGGCCAAUGGAUUUGUCCACCAUACGAAAGAAGCUACAAAAAAAGGACAAGUCCCACUAUUCUGCACCUGAAGAACUUGUGACUGACGUGCGUCUCAUGUUUUGGAACUGUGCAAAGUUCAAUUAUCCAGAUUCUGAGGUUGCUGAGGCUGGACGAUGCCUGGAUGAGUUCUUUGAGGACAAACUGAAAGAGAUUUAUCCAGACAGGCAUUUCCCUUCAAUGCAACAGGAUGACUCUGAUUCUGAGGACGUGGAGAGCCAGAAGAGCCAAGUGCCAUCCCAGGAUUUCCAGUGGCCGUCGUAUGGGCAGGAGUGUGUUCAGCCCAAAAGGAAACGGCGCCACGCUGUAAGAUUGCAAAAGCAAAAGCAUUUGGUUGCUAAGUGGCCUCCCUGCUAACUCUGGUUACAGCUACUGAUGGGAAGUUUUGGCAGGGCUGUCUGGCAACACUGUCAAGCUUCUAUCACAGACGUGUGAUCAGUUCUACAAUUUUAUGUCACGGUCCCUGGAGUGGAAUAAAGUGUCGCAUGUGUAUAAAUACGCGAGCAGGAGCAAAUGAAGCCUCUCAGGCUGCACAGUUAUCUUCUUAGCAGAAAACUCUGUUAAGGUUUGUAAAAAGACUAAGCCCUUUAGCUAUUCAUUGUUUGUUUCCUUUGUACACAGGAAAGUGAAAAAACUAAAAGAAUGAUGUUUCAGCCAGCUAACAGCCUUCCUCAGGUAUGACCUCCUCAAGACAUGAAAUUUGAGGAAUCCAGCAGCUUGACUGGUAGAGUUAAGGUGUGUGGGAGGAAAGCAAAGUGCUCAGGCUGUCUGCUUAAACUAUUCUGCUGACCAUAUGCCUUAUUUCUAGAUCUUGUGGAUAGACAACAGAUCCAAAAUGUUGAAAUCUGUCAAUAUUCCAUCUGUUAAAUCAUGUAUGUGUUUUGCGGUGUUUACACUGAAGUACUAAUAUCUUGGUCAUAGGCAAUGAUAAAUAAUAAUAAAAAUAACAUACUAAUAAUACCUCAUACUGCAGUACCAUUUCAUAAUCUGUUCAAUGUAACAUCUCUAUUUUAUAGAGCACAGGUAACCAUGUAAUAAUCUUGUAACCUCAGUGUAAAUGUUGGCCAUGCAUUGUGACAAAUACAACAUGUAGCCAUUAAAUCUGUAAUCCUGUUGUCUUAUUCAAUGAUUUCUCUGGGAGCUUGGCUGCUCCAAAGCCUGUGAGUUAGUGUGAUUAUCUGAUUAACUGUUUCAUUUGAAGCACAACAUUUUCAUGAAAUCAGGAAAGAACAAGUGCUACUAGUACUAAUACAAGGGCUGUGUGAGAGCUGCUUCUCAGUGCAGGGUUGGAGCUCUGCUUGCAAGGCAUCAUUCUUCUGGAAUCUACAUCAUGCUUGAUAAAGCAGUGUGGGAUUUCAUAGCUCUCAAAAGCAGCAUUUUUAUACAACCCAAUGCAGUUGUUUUUCUAUAAAACAGAUAUUGGAAUUCAGCAAAUUAACUAUGGCGUGAAUUACAUGGUUAUAGAAGUGCCUAUAAAAUAAUGUCAUUUAUUUCUGAUUUUCUUUUUGCUUAUUAUCUGUAGUUGUGAUUACCAGCAGUACUAGAAGAUGAUGAUAGUGCCAUAUAUGUAAAAGCUUAACCAGGCUAAGAUUUUUUUUUUUUUGCUAAAUUUCACAAUCUAUAGACAGAACACAACCAAGAGCAGAUUUAGAGUUCACUUGAACAAAAGUUGCGUGUCACUGUAAAGUCUGAAGGGUGGGAUGGGUAACAGGACAUCACACCUGAGCAAAGAGUGAUAGUUUGCAAGCUGCUUCCCACUCCUUCCAGCAGCUGGUGAGCCACAUCUCUGCAUGGCCAGUGUUUUCUUCAGGUAAGUGAGGGGCAUCUUGCUCCUUAGAGCUCUGCCCAGCAGAAUAAUCUGGGCUGGGGCCCAGCUCUGAGAUAGGUGGUUGUUGCAGACCUCAAACACGAUUAAAGUUCAUUUUAAUUAGCUUCCUGUAAAUCAAGAAGAUAUUUUCAGCAUAGUUUAUAUGGCCUAUUUUGUCUGGUAACCAACCAUGUAUGUUAUUUUAGAUAACACUUUACUUUAAAGGUUUAUAUACAAAAUAAUGAUAAGAUAUGAAUGUUGUAUUCUACUAUCUGUGUGACUUACUGUUUGCCCUUAACUUGGUAGUGUGCUAAUAUUUUCUUUUCUUUGAAGAAAUGAAAAUCUGGAUAUUAGAAACUGACAGUCAAACUGUGACUUGAAGGGACAGCCUUUACAUUUUCUAAAUGUGAAUUCAUCUAUGUUUGCUUUCUGUCAAAUUUCUCAAAGCAGUUAGAGUCUUGACAUAGAGCAAUGAGUGCAGGUUUGUCACAGAAUUAACCACCCUUAUCUGUGCUACAGGUAUCACUUUUUCUCAAUUCCUUCACCAAAGACCUAUCUUUUACAAUUAAUAAUGCAAAAAGGGUAUGCUUUUUAGAUUUCAUCUUGGGGCAGUGGUAGGAAUAUGAGAGAUUAUUGAUGGCUUCCUCUUUUUCUGGAAGAGCAGAGUCAAGAAGAGCCUCCUUCUGUUUCUUAAAAGCUGUAAGGUUAUUAACUGUACCAUUAGUUUUGGAGAACACCUGUUUAAAUAAAAUUUGUCCAGGGUAUAUUAUGCUUUUAUUAAAAACAGAAGUCUUCCAGUUUGUUGUUGUAAAUAAAACACUCUGUGUGCUGGCAGAACUGAAUGACCUGAGAACUCUUAAGGCUAACUUAGAUCCUGAUUAAUACUCCAAGACUAGUAACUAUUGAAAAAAACCCUCAUAAACUUCAUGUCAUGUUGGUAAGCAGAACAAAAACUGAAGUCCUACAAAUGACUUCAUAUAUUUCAUACAUGAAUCCAUGGGUCAGCAAAUUCACAAUACAGAGCAGGUUAUAAAAACAAUAUAUAUUUCCUACGUGUAAUGGGUUACACAUAUAAAGGGAAAAUCCUUUCUGUAUUUAAACAAUUGGAAAAGAGAUUAAUUGCAGUUUCAUAAUAGGUCUGUCAAAGAAGAAAUGACAGCUAAGAUUUGACUUUCAUUCCCUCCCCAGACAAUUUCAAAGAUCUGCUGGUUUCAGUAUCAUGACAGAAGAAUGGCAUCACAGUUAACACAAACAGGUGUUUGACCAUACAGAUUAACCAGUAACUGCAUGUUUAUAUGUGUAAUGUGCAUUGCUGAACAAUAAAACGUGUGAAAUGUCUUUUUGCACAUUAAUCUGAAAUUUUUGCUCUCAGUACAUCUGCUUUCAAUUCAUGUAUGGAUUGUAUAAUAUAAUUUAACAAUCAUUAGCUAAGUUGCUCAUACUUCUGGUAGCAAAACAGAGCAGUUAUGAAAGCAGCUAUCUAACACAGGAGACAGCUUGCUGUUUGUGAUAAUAUUUUUAAUACCAAGUAGAUGUUCUGCCUUUUUGUUUUUCCAUUGCUCUAAGUUAUUGAGGAGCAAACAUGACAAGAACAAGUAGCAAAAAAUGUUUGUUGUUUAAAAGUCUGUACACAUAAAGUGCCAAGAAAUAUGCUACUUAUUGAUGAGAGGAAAAACAUAUUGUAAUAUAUUAAUCUGGAGGAAUCAGAAGAGAUAUUCUAUUCUGUUAUUUCUAAAACUGGAAUUGCCAAAAAUUGGAAUAAUUUACAAAAAAAAAAAAAAAGAAAAAAAGAAAAAAAGAAAAAAGAACGAAAAUCCUCUAUUGGCAAGAAUUCAAGUAGACACUGCAAGUGUUUUUAUAUUAUUAUUGAUUCCUCUUUGUUUGGUUCAUGGGAAAAUAAAACUAUUGGCAUCAACUUUCUGAUCUGGAGGCCUUUUGGUUUGAGAGGUAAGGAAUCCUUCUCUGAGUUACAGCUGUGCUGAUCUUCUGACAUAAUUAGGAGAUAAUUUAUAGUUAGAGGUAACUCUUUUAUUGCAUAAAUAGGAAAAUGUAGAAAAUCUUCUGCGCACACAAUUCCUUCAAGUGUUAAAUACAGGCAAUAAUCUCUAUUAUAGACAAAAAAUCUAAAUACUAGCUGAGUUUCUCUGAUUUUAUUGAGCUAUCAAAUGAGAUAGUCUGGGGGAAAUAAAGAUAGGCUGUAGUGAUAGGCUGAGGACGAUGCACAUCUUUUGAAGCUGUAUUUGUAGACCAGGAGCAAGAAGUAAGAGGAGAAGUUUUUUAGAGAAAUGUUACCCCACUGUCUGUUCCUGUCUGUUAGUAAAUGUUUAUGGAAGUAUGUUUUAGUGUGUAGUUAUAUGUAUCCUCAAGAGAGCAUUUGGUAGACUGGUAGCAUGUAGACUGAGGAGACUUUUGUAGAAGCUUCUAUUAGGAGAUGUAAAAGUAGGAAGACAGUAUUCCUUUUUUAGGAAAAAUGUUUGCUAUGGUGGGAAUACUACUGUGGAGAUGAGAAAUUGCAAUGUGCAAGUUUGUUGUCACAUAUCUAGGUCCUGUUGCUCCCUUUUCAUUCCAAGUGUCUGAAAAAGAGGUUCUUGAAAGAUAAUUUUCAGAUAAUUUCUUCCUGUUUAGGGUGGAAUUUGUAAUAGACGCUCUGUAAAUUUUCAAAUCAGACCUAAUGUUUGGAUUGUACCUUUAAAAUUGUGAGAUUUUUACAUGGCAGAAUGAGCUUGUUGCCAAGUCUUGUGCUGAACACCCACACCAGGAUGUGCAUUUCUCCUGGCUGAAUGAACAAACACAGCACCCUAACAGGGCUUGAGAUGUUGAACUCUGCUCUUAGAAACCCUGGGAACUUAAUCUA
Prinia subflava (tawny-flanked prinia) is the source of this 11122-nucleotide messenger RNA. RefSeq names its product tripartite motif containing 66 (gene TRIM66). The transcript has 19 exons. The record is from RefSeq and is a predicted model, not a curated record. The coding region runs from base 2958 to 6818 and encodes 1286 amino acids. Gene Ontology annotation, cellular component: chromatin. Gene Ontology annotation, molecular function: zinc ion binding; protein binding. NCBI's taxonomy places the organism in Eukaryota, Metazoa, Chordata, Aves, Passeriformes, Cisticolidae.